AUGGUUUACUCGAAUACCAAGAUCACAAGCCAGGCCGUCCAGCCCAACAAUGUCGCACACCUUGAUCCCGGGUUUGUUGACCCCUCUGUCGUGGAGCAGGUCGAGGCCGUUAUCGCAGCACAAAUCACACACGCACGUGUGGCCGACCUGCUCAAGUCGGCAAUUCCGCUAGAACUUCUCGAGUUUUCGGCGACCUACACCACUCCAGCCGCCGCCGCCACCACCACCGCCAAUACUUGCAGUAACCUUCUUGGCGAGGAUCGUCUGGACCACCCCCUACCCAAGAACCAGACGAGCCGGGUGGCCCGUGACUCGUCUUCCAUUUGUUUUGUCGGCCUUGACCUCACCGACACCAAAUCUAUGACAGGAGACAGCAAGUCGUUGUCCAUGGGCGCGGCCGUGAACGUGAACGCGUGGGAGCUGCCGUGCGGAAUUGCCAACGUUGCCCUGUCUGCUCCUUCUUCUGCUGCCGUUCCCAUCACAACAGCCGGAACAGAGCAGAAGCUUUGGCAACCAGGCGCCCAAACGGCCAUCUUCGACACCGACCCCACGACAGCUGGCAGCAACUAUUUGUCUGUGGAUGCCGCCGUGAAACCCGCCAACGUCGCCCUGUCUGCUACUUCUUUUGCCGCCGUUCCCGCCACAACAACCGGAACGGAGCAGCAGCUUUGGCGGCUGGGCACCCAAACAGCCAUGCCGAUGUCCGCGGACAUCUUCAGCACCUGCCUCAGGACAGGAGUCAGCGACUACCUGUCUGUGGAUGCCGCCGUGAAACCCGCCGACAUCGCCCUGUCUGCCCCAUCUUUUGCCGCUGUUUCCACCGUAACCACGGGAACGGCGCAGCAGCUUCCCAGUUUUCAGCCGGGCACCCAGACAAUCAUACCUAUGACCACGGCCAUUUUCGGUACCGCCACCACGACAGCCGGCGCCAAGGAAUUCCUGCAGCAGUUCUGGCAGCAGCACGCAUCACAAGCGCCCACCACUACGGCCAACAUGAACACGGCCAUGUUUGCCCCUUUUCCCGGCCCCACUACUACCGUGAUCGCUCAGCCGACAAUCAGCGAAGCCCAGAUCCCGCCGCAGACGCCGCCGCCGCCAAUAGAGAAGAUUGUGGAAGGCGCGUCAGGCUGAAACUCGGUCACGACGGCGGGCGAAAAAGCAAGCAGAAAAAGCCAAGGGCGGAGGAGGCCAGGAUAGAAUCCGGAAGCCGGCUGGGAGACCGAGGAAGGCGAAGAAAGAUUCUUUUGAACAAGGGGCGACGGGAGAUGUUGGGAUGGCUCGAAUGAAAGCCGUGGUAGAAAGUAUGCGAGGAGGGAUUGUGGGAGGGUUUGCAGGAGAGUUAGGAGCAGGGACAGGUGGGGUGCCGGUUGCGAUCGCUGGAAUGGGAGGCAUGGUAGGAUGUAUGGGAGGG
Messenger RNA from Parathielavia appendiculata, 1411 nucleotides. RefSeq lists its product as uncharacterized. The transcript is spliced from 3 exons. The record is from RefSeq and is a predicted model, not a curated record. Lineage: Eukaryota; Fungi; Ascomycota; Sordariomycetes; Sordariales; Chaetomiaceae. Bases 1 to 1131 code for a protein of 376 amino acids.